Astyanax mexicanus (Mexican tetra) is the source of this 3841-nucleotide messenger RNA. It is a transcript of the gene cpap, whose product is annotated as centromere protein J. The coding region runs from base 120 to 3704 and encodes 1194 amino acids. The record is from RefSeq and is a predicted model, not a curated record. Gene Ontology annotation, cellular component: centrosome; centriole; nucleus. NCBI's taxonomy places the organism in Eukaryota, Metazoa, Chordata, Actinopteri, Characiformes, Acestrorhamphidae. The transcript is spliced from 17 exons. Gene Ontology annotation, molecular function: tubulin binding. Gene Ontology annotation, biological process: cilium assembly; centriole elongation.
AGAGAGGCUGUGGAGCCGGAGCGCAGGAAACUUUAAAUAUCAGAACCAGCUGCUGUUAAACACCCAAACUACAGCUAAACUACAGCCACACUCCGCACAGGAUCCAUUGUGCCACAAUCAUGUCAUCUCCAGCUGGACCACAGCCAUCCGAGUCUCGCUUCCUGUCCCGCUGGAUGCCCAGCAGCUCUCGGGCCGGGGUCUUCCUGAGUGGCUCUCCAGGAGAGGUCAGCUCUGUCCAGAGCAGCUGCUCUUCUCUGGCUCAGGAGAUCUCUAUGGAAGACUCUUUCUGCUCCCAGUUCGCCCCUCUGCCUGUGUCCUGCAGCAGCAGCCUGGAUUCAUUGGUGCCAAAGGUGUCCGAAAUAGACCCGCAGAGAAAAGCAACAAGCAGCAACCCAGACAGUGUCCAGGACAUUUUAACAAGAGUACAGGAACUUCCACUGCAGGCGAGGCUGGAGCAGCUAAAGCAGUUACAGCAGCGCAUGCAGGAGCAGCUAAAAGCCCAUCAGUUAGAGCAGCUGCAAAAACUGCACAAUGAACAGCAGGGCAUUGUGGGGAUGGUACAGACAGGCGCAGCAGGAUACACCCAAGAAAAACAGCAGUACAGCAGAAGCACAUCAUCUACACUUUCCACUGCACAACACAGUGCUUUGCCUACACACCAGGAAGAAGUGCUGAGUGAACUUGAGUCAAGUGUGUGGAAUCAUGAAUCGAGUGUGGUGCAGUCGAGCUUUGGGCAAGAUGGUGAUGGAGAUGAAGAUGAUAUUAUCGAAGGUUCACUGCAGUCUGUAAUUGAGAAUCCAAGCAUGUGCAGACAAGAUAGGGAAUCAGAGCCUCAAGACAGGCCACUCAAAUCAGCUACCAGUGGGAAGACAUUUGAAGAGAUGUUGGAAGAACAGCUGAAGUUGGAGAAUGAGAAGAUAAACAAGAACGCUCCUGCUGAACCAGCAAAGGUCAAGAGGCCGUUUCUGAGACGUGGGGAAGGUCUGGCCAGGUUUAAAAGAGAUAAAGCCUCCGUAACUUUCAAAGAAGGAACAGCUCGGCCAAGCACCAAACCCACUUCUUGCCCGAAUCCUGUGAAGUCUCAGGGCCAAGCACUUGCAUCCCGUCACCAAAACUCAGAGCCAAAAAGACCUUCGCCUAAACCUACACCAACUAAUACUGUAAUCCAACGCAAGACUGCAGUUCUGAACAAAGAGAACUUGCCUCAGAGCAAGUCUUUACUACCAGCAAGCAAAACUGUUGUCAAAGCUCAUAUCCUUGGAUCCCACCAGGGUCAGAACAUGGGCUCUGGAGCUGUCCAGCAACUUGGCAGGAGUGCUCGGAGGCCUGAUCCUCCGCAGAAGAUUGUCUGUGAUGCUGUGGAGGAUGUAAAUAAGGGGCCAUCACCUGGGCAUCUCCGGGAUCCUAGUACAUGUGUGGCGGAGAACUCCUUUGAAGUGUGGCUUGCAGAGCGCGGGGAUCGUUGGGAAAAGGAUAAUCAACGUGAGUGUGUGGAGCUUGGUGAGUUUGAGCUGCUGGAGAGAGCAGCGGAUGAACUAUCAUUCUCAAGCAACUCUUCCUUUAUUUGUACUCUUCUUCAGGGAGAUCGUAGACGUCUGUCCUCAACGCCAGUCAAAUCACCUCCAAAACCUAAGUUGCCUGGUCAUAUUCAAGCUGACUCUAGAAACCCAGUGCAGCCGAGCAUUAGCAGUGUCCAGCAGGGUGUACCAGACAUGCCUGUAGACAGUGUUGCAGUAAACAUUAAGAAGAGUGUGGUGGUCAGCCAGUAUUCGGAGGAGGAAGAUGAGGGUAGUAAAAUAGAUGAUGAUGAAGAUUCUGAUGCUUCAUUGUGUAGCACUACAGAGUUCCAACAAACUGCAUUUGGACCAGGUCAACCUUUCAGCCACUGCUUUCAAAUAUCUCAGGUCCCGCCCUACAAUAAAAGCUCCUACCAGGACAGGGAGGAAGGAGCUGCCAGUCCACUCGAGGAAGAGGAAAGCAAUGGAGAUUCUACUAUAGUGGAUGCCAAGGAUCACAUUGACUUUGAUGACGAUGACACUUGGAAUGAGCCUGAGGACUUGACCUGCAUUUCCGCUAAGAUGGACGAUCAUGCAGGCACGACACUGAAGAGGAAGGUUGCCUUCUCAAAAGGACCAGAGCUUGACCCUUCUGCUGACAGCUCACUGGGCCGUGAACCAGAGCCUCUGCCCACAUGCCAGUUGGUGGCAAAGCUGUUCCCAGCCCUCAAGCCGAAGCCCUGCCCUCCAGCUCCUCCAGUUGCAAAGAAUCCAGAAGCAACAUGCGACGAACAAGGAGCAGCCCAGUCCCGCUUACUUCGUGAGCGUUUGGUGGAGCUGGAAACAGAGAUUGAGAGGUUCAAGACAGAAAAUGCGGUGUUGAGCAGACUCAGACAGGAAAACGAGGAUGUCGGAGAGAACCUGAGGAAAGAGACAGCCCAGUUUCAGCAGAAGAUGGCAGAUGAACUUGCCAAAUGGGAAGAGUUCAAGCGCGAGGAAAGCCGGAAGCUGCAGCGGGAAAAGAAGCUGUUUGAGAAGCAUGCGGCAGCUGCCAGGGCGAGACCUGACAAACAGGAGCGAGAUGAGAUGCAGUCUCUAAAGCAGCAACUGAACUCUCUGCAAGAGGAUUUAAGAAAACGAGAAGCUCGCUGGUCCAGCACCCAUCAACGCCUCCGGCAGCAGGUAGACACCCUGAGUGCUGAGAACACGACUCUCCGAGGCCAGGUCCGCAUGCUGGAGAAACUCCGCCUGACUGCUUGGAAAAAUGCUGAGAGUGAGCGUGAAAAAGAGAAAGAGAGGGGAAGGUCUAAUGCACCUGGUGGUGGUGGCGGCAGCACCACCAGUGUCACAGCUCAGAGAAGGGCCAAAUCCAAGAGUCCUUCCCACAGUGUAAAGACCAGCAGCACGAGCAGCAAAAGGGAAAGCCCAGAGCUUCAGAAUCCUCAUAAAAUUCAAGCUUGUAAAUCAAGGUUUAAGCCUACUCUGAGUGAAAAGGAAGCCUGCCCGGUGGCUGAUCCAUACCACAUAUCUGAUGGACAACCUGAGCCUGAAGGGAGGAGCCAUGAUUCUCUUCCAAUCAAUGAAUCCUCUUUAGAUGUGGAAAGUCCUAGAGCUGUUACAGAGCAGCUGGAUAUGGAACAAGAAGAAAUCAUGCACACUGAUGGCAAGAUUGAAAAGCUUCUUCCAGAUGGAGGGAGACUUAUAGUGUUCCCUAACGGCACAAGGAAAGAGCUGUCUGCAGACGGGCUGUCGAUCAAAGUCACUUUUUUUAAUGGAGACAUCAAACACAUCAUGCCUGAUCAAAGAGUGAUUUAUUACUAUGCAGGAGCUCAGACCACACAUACGACCCACCCUGAUGGCAUAGAAGUUCUCCAGUUCCCUAAUAAUCAGAUAGAAAAACACUUCCCUGAUGGCCAUAAGGAGAUCACUUUCCCUGAUCAGACAGUUAAGAAUAUCUACCCUGAUGGGAGAGAGGAGAGCGUACUGGCAGACGGAACAAUAAUACAGCAAAACCCGGAUGGCAGUAAGAAGAUCCAGUUUAACAACGGUCAGCGGGAACUUCACACUGCUGAAUUCAAACGCCGAGAAUAUCCUGACGGUACGGUCAAAACAGUUUAUUCAGAUGGCCGCCAGGAAACACGAUAUCCCAGUGGCCGCGUUCGACUCAAAGACCCUCAGGGACGUGUUGUUAUGGACGCCAAGCCCUGAUGUAAUAUGAACUUUUUUUUAAGUCAGAUUCUCUUGAAUUAUCUUGUGUGAGUAUUUUGUAUGGGUUGCACAGCAUGGUCCAUAUUUAUUUGGUGUACAGUUUUGUAAAAAAAAUAAAUAAAUAUUUGUGAGUCAGA